AUGAGUUCCAGUGAUGUGAAAUCCAACGCCCGCAAGUUCCACAAAUCUCGCCCCUCUGCUGCCAUGAGAUACCGUAAGAAGACACCAAGGCCUACAAUUCGUUUGGCGGCCUUCGCCCAAUAUUGCCGAAGCAUUGUUAUGGACAGUGUAAUCUACCGGACUAUCAUCCUCAGAGGGUGUGUUGCUCCGACAUGCAAAAUGCCUCGACGACAAAGUCCCAGACAGCAGUGA
Molecule: messenger RNA, 231 nt
Organism: Penicillium crustosum
Lineage: Eukaryota; Fungi; Ascomycota; Eurotiomycetes; Eurotiales; Aspergillaceae
Exons: 1
Coding region: 1-231 (76 amino acids)
Source: RefSeq, a predicted model, not a curated record